CUCCCAGCAUCAGUUCAAGAUACAUAUAAUGAGGUUUAUGGACAAUCUACAUCUUUGGAACUCCUCACUCACUUAAAGUGCAAACUAUUUCAAGCUGUCUUGUCCCAUAUCCUCUUACAGCCCAAAAUUCUCAAAGCAUACAGCUCUGGUAUUCUAUUCAACUGCUCAGAUGGAAAAUUAUACAGGCUCUUCCUAAGGUUUGCUUUUUACUCAGUAGACUACCCUGAGAAGUACGUCUUG
This is a messenger RNA of Fomitiporia mediterranea MF3/22, 240 nucleotides long. RefSeq lists its product as uncharacterized. The annotation marks the transcript as partial. The record is from RefSeq and is a predicted model, not a curated record. The transcript has a single exon. Lineage: Eukaryota; Fungi; Basidiomycota; Agaricomycetes; Hymenochaetales; Hymenochaetaceae.